Medicago truncatula (barrel medic) is the source of this 962-nucleotide messenger RNA. RefSeq lists its product as uncharacterized. The record is from RefSeq and is a predicted model, not a curated record. The coding region runs from base 154 to 666 and encodes 170 amino acids. Gene Ontology annotation, molecular function: mRNA binding. Lineage: Eukaryota; Viridiplantae; Streptophyta; Magnoliopsida; Fabales; Fabaceae. Gene Ontology annotation, cellular component: cytoplasm. The transcript has 4 exons.
GGGACUUGAAUAAUUUUGGCAGUAUAUAAAGCCACCAUAAUCUCAAUUACUCUUCUCAUCACUUUCAUUUCAACUUACUCACUACUCUACUUCUCUUCUCUUGUACUACUCAACUCACUCACUCACUCACUCAAGUGAGAAUUAAGAAGAAAGAUGAGCAGACCAGGAGAUUGGAACUGCAGGACAUGCAACCACCUCAACUUUCAAAGAAGAGAAUCUUGCCAACGAUGUGGGGAGUCAAGAAUGACUUCUGGCUGCGGCGCCGUUGAUUUUGGUGGCUCCUUUCUUGGUGGAAGAGGCUCUAGCUCCCCUUUUCCUUUCACCACCGGCCCUGAUGUCCGUCCUGGUGACUGGUAUUGCACUGUUGGAAACUGUGGAGCUCACAACUUUGCCAGCCGCUCCAGCUGCUUCAAAUGUGGUGCCCCUAAGGAUAUUGAUACCUUCUCCUCUGACUCCUCAGACAUGCCACGAUUAUUGAGAUCACCAUACGGUUUUGGAGCAGGCAGCGCUGGUGGCGGUGCCUCCACUCGCCCCGGCUGGAAAUCCGGUGACUGGAUAUGCACCAGGUCUGGGUGUAACGAGCAUAACUUCGCCAAUAGAAUGGAAUGCUACCGAUGCAACGGUCCAAGGGACUCUAGUACUGGAAGAUCUUCCUAUUUAUCGUGAACUUUCUCCAUCUGGUUUGAUGUCCAAGAAGAGAUAAUUGAGAGAGGCUAUAAUAUUUCCUAGAGAUAGUUACUUAUUUUUGGUCUCUAUCAAUGUUUACUUUCGUUUUUCUUUUGAUUUUCUUGUAUCCAGCUAGCUAGCUAGGAAUCUUUAGGUUGGAAUAUUUUGAUUUUGAGUAUGGUUGGCGCUGAUUAGUGUAGUAUCUCGGCAGUUAGCUAUGUAUCUAGCUAGCUAGCCCAUGUACUUUUUUUGAGUAUCAACGAUUUUAAUAAUAUUAGUGUUAAUGUGUUCCUUCA